AUGAAGGGCCUCUUGAUCAGCAGCGUUCUACAAGGCUCCCUCGGUGUAGUGGAGUUCCUGAUGGGUGAUCUUGUCACAGGUUUCGUCAAUACGUUGAUGGCAGGCAUCGGCAUGUACUCUACCCAGCCACAGGGGGUAUCUUGGCUGCCCAGCUAUACCGUUAUCUGUUUCAUCAACGGCUCUAUUCAAUUCCUCGGCCUUAUCGAACGGUUCGCGUAUGGUCAUGGGCCUAUCUUUGCUGGCGCGGCGCCUCUCAUCAUGAACUAUGUUCAUUUGGCAGCGAUACUGCACCCUGUCCUUAAUAUGGCCAGUGUAUACUAUGGCUGGACCCUACUUAAGGAGCUUAGAGACAGCUAUAUAGCCGGAGCGACUAAUGUGAGGUGUCUCUUAUAUGGACUACAUCCUGCCACUUCUAAGGUCAAUAACGUGAGUCCGGAUAGGCUAAGGGGUGACGUAUCGAGGGUCGACCGCGGCAAUAUGGAAGGCAGUCUGUUUGGGAAUCAAGCCACGAGUUUCCAAGCCUUCUCAGGAGAGGGGUUCCGUCUUGGUGACAGCUCACCUGGAAGAGUCACCACUAUGCCGGGCCAGAGUGUCAUGAGAGAUACGACGCUGGGCAGUGAUCAGCUGUCAUAUCCAGUACCACAACGAAGGCUUGGUGAUCAACCGUCUGCGUCCAGUGUAACCACGGAGACUAAGCCGAGAUGGGAGGAGACUGUGGUAGCUGAAAGAAACCAUAAACAGCAGACCCUGGUUGAGGCCGCUCCUGAAAGCCCACCUGUUACCGUCAACGGCUCGAUAAGGGAAUCUACUGCUACCAAUCAGCCUAGUCAUAUGGUAUCGGGUGGUCCUUCUGGUCCAAGAGUAACGCCCUCUUCCCUUGGAGAUGGGUCAACGUCCAAAAUCGCCCAACCGUCAGCUGGUUUCAAGCAUAUAGUGUGUCCGACAGCCGAGGCAUGUUCUAUUUCACUGUCCGUGCCGGCUGGUAUAGACUCCACCCUUAUUGCCCAUCCCACAGAUGACACCAGACGUCGCGUCAUGUCGGGGUUUGGGCAAGAGGUUGAUUUCGGUCUUUCCGGCAUUGAAGCGCGGCGCCGUGCUCCUCCCCAGGUUGAUACUCUCAUGGCCGAAUACGCUUAUAGUCGCAUCGUAGUGAAGGUGUUCACUUAUGCGCCCUACGCCCUCGGGGUGGGUUCUUAUGAUCUCAUCUUAUUCGGCAACAACAGUACCUUUGAGGAGUAUGUAGGACAGUUGGUAGUGAUGGAUCUCAACUACUGCGUUACCGAAGGGGACCAUGAUACCCUAUUUGACCAUCUUGUCGCCUACAGUAACGAUGUGGCUGCUAAUGGGGUUCAACAGCCUAACGAUGGGACCACCGAGGGUGAUGCUGAUUCGAAUGCCGAGUCGCCUGAUUCUGGGAUCGGGCCAGGAGAUAUAGCAGGAAUAGUCUGUGGUGUCCUGCUGGCCGCCAUAUCGGGUUGCCUCAUUACCUGGUUAAUCUUCAAGCUAUGUCGUGGUAAACAGAGGGAAGAGGAGAGAGACCUAGUCGGAGCUGCUGCUGCUGCUGAUGGUGACAACUGUGUCGAUUUGGAGUCCGUAGACCCUCUAGAGUCCCUAGACGUACCUGCUCCAACACCCCCCUCUGUGGUACUAUACCCUAGCCCAGAACCAUCUACUGUAUGUUCAUCUCCUCUUGCCCGGUCGGAGUACAUCAGUGACGACCCCAAUAUAGACGUGGAGUUACGAAGGGCCGCUGGCCAGGUUCUAGCCGAUGUGCGUUGUCCGUCCUUCGAGGAACGUUGA
This is a messenger RNA of Perkinsus marinus ATCC 50983, 1800 nucleotides long. RefSeq lists its product as hypothetical. The transcript has 9 exons. Lineage: Eukaryota; Perkinsozoa; Perkinsida; Perkinsidae. The coding region runs from base 1 to 1800 and encodes 599 amino acids. The record is from RefSeq and is a predicted model, not a curated record.